CACACUUUGUAUAUUUGUGUCUUCUCAGCUGAGCUGUGUGUGUGUUUGGACAGCAGAGCUGGACGAUGAAGUCAAGAUUGAAGUUGUGCUCCAACCAGAGCAAUGCGAAAAAAAAAGCAAAAAAGGAGAUCUGAUGAACGUCCACUACGAUGGCUUCCUCGCCAAAGAUGGAUCCCAGUUCUAUUGCAGGAGAGAGUAUCUUCCGUCAUGAUGAACACUCUACGCAAUCUCCGGACUGCUCACCUCAUUUUAUAAGCACCAACAGGCCAAGCGUGCCAAGUGCUGUUGAGCUGAGAGGGCAUCACAUCUCCCACAGUGUUAACUUCUCAUCUCCCCAUGGAAUGACUAAGCAUGCACAGAGCCGAUCUGACAAAGCUGGCCACCCACAGUGGUUUGUACUGGGCGUCGGACAAGUUAUCAAGGGCCUUGACAUAGGAAUGAUGGAUAUGUGUCCAGGGGAGAAAAGGAAAAUAACAGUUCCUCCCGCCCUGGCCUUUGGAGUGAAAGGCAAAGGCCCCGUGCCACCAAACGCUACUGUCGUAUUUGAAGUGGAGCUUUUCUCAGUGUCCAGGGGACCACGCAGCAUGGAGGCUUUUGGAAAUAUAGACAUUGAUAAAGACCGCAGUCUCACAAAAGCAGAGGUAAAAGAUUACUUGAAACUUCAAUUUGAAAAAGAUGGGACUCCACGAGAUGACCCCUUCUAUGAGAAGAUCUUAAAUGACAUUUUCCACAAGAGUGACAGCGACAAAGAUGGGCUUAUCAGUGCAAAGGAGUACAACAUUUAUCAACAUGAUGAGCUGUAGUUUGUGUAGUAGUUGCUAUUUCUCAUUUUUAAGUCAGUAUGUUUAAAUACACUGUAAUUAAAUGCCAGGAUUGGACAGUAGGGUUUGCAACCUUACCACAGACUAAUCCACGGUGCAACUACCAUAGUCUUCCGAGGCUGAUGGAUGCCAGCAGUGUAGUGUGGUUUGAAUACUUGGUGUACACGUUACAGUAUAUUUUCACUCACACUGACUUCUUUGCAGCCAGUUCCCACUUAUGGUGUGAAUAAGUGUGUGAAUGGUUCUGUCUCUUACGUAGCCUAUGACUAACUGGCAACCCUACCUCUCACCUAAGAUCAGCACCUGCGACCCUGUGCAGGAUAAGCGGUGUUUAUAUUGAAGGAUUUGAUAUCGGACAAUAUGGCAGACAAAAAGAAACCGUUACAGAGAACAACAAUGCAUUAAAACAUCAUAAAAAUAUCACGUGUCAUUUUCUUUUAUACAGUUUCAUGCCCAAUGUGUGUAAUGUACUACUGAUUCUGACAAUGUUUAUAUUUUCAUCCUGACUGAUGGUAACCUAAUAGCUGCUGCCUUCACUGCUGCUGUGAGGUCAACACCCAGUUGUGCCCUGCAAUACAAUAUUUAAGCACUGAUUUAUACAAGUUGAGUUUGGUAUCACAAACGACUGUAUUGAAAUAGUACUCUCUUCACAUUGCUUAC
Molecule: messenger RNA, 1481 nt
Organism: Dunckerocampus dactyliophorus (ringed pipefish)
Lineage: Eukaryota; Metazoa; Chordata; Actinopteri; Syngnathiformes; Syngnathidae
Product: peptidyl-prolyl cis-trans isomerase FKBP7-like
Exons: 6
Coding region: 150-803 (217 amino acids)
Molecular function (GO): peptidyl-prolyl cis-trans isomerase activity; calcium ion binding
Source: RefSeq, a predicted model, not a curated record